AUGAUAAUGUCUCCUGAUGCCGUGUCGUUGUUAUUUCCCGAUCGGCCUAUUCGGCCCCUGCCGAAGCGUCGACUUCGCGAGAGAUUAUCACCAGAGGUUGCCAACUCGAUCAAAUAUCCCUCCUAUAUCCAUGACCACGUUCCUCUUUUCUAUUAUCCAAGCUACACCACAAGAGAUGAUAAUGGGACAUCGACCUUGGCAACAAUUGGCUCCGCUAUUCAACACCACCGUGAUGAUUCCAAGCGGAACUCUACGUUGCGACGGCAUGGAGCUGCAAUGACAGCUGUAAUCAACGGCGGAUUGCGAGAAUCCCUUGGAAUGGGAUCUUCCCAAAGAAUCCAGGGAAUGAUCAUACCGUCUUCAGCAACAUUGGACUCGCUUCGCCAAUCGAUUGACUUACCACUGCUCGCGUCCACUGCUUCCUCAGUGGAUGGCUAUGAGUCUUUUGAAAACACCAACAACAAGAAGAAGCGGAAAAUUCCCACUACUGGAGACUCAUUAGCGAAUAGUAGUCUUUCUUUGACUAGCGAAGUCAACGCAUUGUCGAACUCUAUACCACCUCGAUCGCCAAUGAACGAAGUUCACAUCAAGGAUUGUCUGGUUCUGGUAGAGGGAGACUUGGACGAUCAAGAAAUGGACGUAGCCCCCUACGAGCUUUGUCGGACGGAAGCAACGCCUGGUCAAAUCGUUCAAAAGCUGGCUCGUCCCAAUGGGCGUCGCCUGGUCAAGCUGGGAGCGGGACAGGAGAAUGGAAGUCUCUUGCAGCCGCGCAUGACCACGUAUAAGGAAAUGCCUGCUUCAACGCAGUUUACAUUCACUUGUGAACCACAAACACCUGGGGCUAUCCAGUGGCCUGGUCGUUCUGUUGGCCAUGGCGCCCCAGCUCAGUCUUUACAGCAUUUAGCAACUGUCACCCCCCAAAGCCCUAGUCUACGCCAGAGUGGUUCAUCCAAGCAAGCCAAUAGGAUCCCCGGUGGCUCUGCUAGGAAAACCCGCAGCCGCUUAGAGAGGGAGCUUGUCAUGGCUGCGCGUACUCGACGGCAGAUUGCGACAGAGAACUAUUAUAACAGCCUGCUGGACUCGACGGAGAUUUGGAUUUGCGAGUUUUGCGAGUAUGAACGUAUUUUUGGCGAGCCUCCUCGCACUCUUAUUCGAGAUUACGAAAUCAAGGAUCGUCGACACCGGCAGGAAGAAGCAGAUCGAAAGCGGUUACUAGAAAAGGCCAAAGCAAAAAGCAGGAAAGGGAAGAAGAACAGCAAAGUAGCCACGAAAGGCAACCAUACCGUCGAGCCUAUCUCGGAUCAAUCUCACGCAACAGCUCGACCUGCUGAUAUUUCCCCCUCUCUGACUAAUGAAAGGGGUCGCUCAACCCACUCUGACGACGGAUAUGAAGACGACUACGAAGAUGAUUAUUCAGAUGCACCACCUAGGCACAUGGCAAACGCCGCGAGUGCUCACGCAGAUCCUCUACCCCCCCCUCGAGCUAAAACAUAG
Trichoderma aggressivum f. europaeum is the source of this 1494-nucleotide messenger RNA. RefSeq lists its product as uncharacterized. NCBI's taxonomy places the organism in Eukaryota, Fungi, Ascomycota, Sordariomycetes, Hypocreales, Hypocreaceae. The transcript has 5 exons. The record is from RefSeq and is a predicted model, not a curated record. Bases 1 to 1494 code for a protein of 497 amino acids.